CAACAACUAUUAGGAUCUAAACCAAGGUUCUACCAGAUAUGUCACUUCAUGUAGCCCCUAGCUUAGCAUUAGAUGACCCUGUGCGGCAUCAUUCUUGGGUAUCUUGUGAAUGCAACCGUUGCCUAGGUUAAGGAUAGGUAAACUAGGGUAUAAGUCUUGGUAUUCUACAUCUCCUGCCUUCUCCCAGGAAGAUCAGGGACCAUGCUCUUCCCUUCAUUCUCUCUCAUCUCAACCUAAACCUCUCUCUUGUGUACUUGCACUUCACUUCUCUUUUCGCGGUCGAUCCGUUCCUUUUUCUCUUACGCCCUGCCUAUCUUCGAUAUUCGUUCGUUUCGUUUUAACGGCUGAGCCAGUUUAAUUUUAUAGUAGUUGAGAUUUUUGUACUCUGAGAGUUCUUCUAAUCAUAUUACUCGUUGUUGGAUCUACCUAAUUAGUUAUCGUCACUCUUUCAUAUCCACAAAGCUAUGUAUUUCUCUCACGGCUAUAUACCGGUACUGUUGGCCCUCGUCUCUGUAGUAGUUGCUACGGAAGGGGCAGCUGAGGUUGUUAAGGAGACGAUUCACGAGACAGUUCAUGUGACAUUACCACCAGAAACAAUUAAGGAGACGAUACAUAUAACUCUACCUCCUGAGACUGUAAAGGAGACUCUAAAGGAGACCGUAAAAGAGACCCUGCAUGUAACUUUACCGCCGGAAACAGUGAAGGAGACUAUCCAUAUUACUCUACCUCCACAGACUGUGAAGGAAACUGUCCAUAUUACCCUACCUCCACAAACAGUGAAGGAAACUGUUCAUAUUACCCUACCCCCACAAACGGUGAAGGAGACCGUUCAUGUUACUCAACCGCCAGAGACGAUAAAACAGACGAUAAAAGAGACGGUACAUGUCACCCUGCCUCCACAGACCGUGAAGGAAACCGUACACAUUACUCUACCACCACAAACAGUGAAAGAAACAAUACACGUCCCGGUGACAGAAGUUGUUCAUGUUACGAAAACCGAGGUCCAAAAGGAAUCGAUUACACUACCUCCACUGACGGUGAAGGAAACGGUUCAUGUCACUAUCCCUGUCACGAAGGUAGAAGAGAAGCUCCUCACGAAGACCGAACUGAAGAUGGAAACCAAGCACGAAAUAAAGACCGAAGUACAAACUGCAAUUCAAACUAAACUCGAAACCAAGGUUGAGACCGUCCACAUUACGCUUCCUCCUCAGACCGUCAAAGUAACACUGCCUCCUCAGACGGUGAAGGAGACAGUACAUAUCAGCAUUCCUGUCACUAAGGUGGAAACUGUGAAAGAGACCAUACACAUCAAUAUUCCAGUGACUACGGUACAGACUGUCAAGGAAACUGUGCAUGUGAGCGUUCCCGUAACGCAAAUACAAACUGUGAAGGAAACAGUACAUGUUACCAUCCCCGUCACGAAAAUCGAGACGCUGAAGGAGACGUUAAAGGAGACCGUCGCUGUGAGCGUACCCGUCACGAAAGUCGAAACAUUAAAGGAGACGUUGAAGGAGACGCUGAAGGAGACCGUCGCUGUAAGCGUACCUGUGACGAAGGUUGAGACGUUGAAAGAAACCAUCGCCGUGAGCAUACCUGUAACGAAGGUGGAAACUCUCAAGGAAACUCUCAAGGAGAGUAUUCCUGUUACUCAAGUGCAGACAGUGAAGGAGACGCUGCAAGUUAGUAUUCCGGUAACCAAGGUGGAAACCCAAACUGCCAAGGAGACGGUACACGUAAGCAUUCCGGUCACGGUGAAGGAGUCCAUAGCCAUCGGCGUUCCCGUGACGGUGAAGGAGAGCAUUGCUGUUACAGUUCCCAUCACCGAAAUCAAAUCGAUCCAUGAGACGAUAGCUAUUACGAAGACCGAAGUAUCGCAUAAGCUCGAGACAAUUGCACUUACAAAGACAGAGGUCUUGAGCCAUCUACAGACACAGGUACUCACAGAGACGGUCCAUAUCUCUCUACCGCCGCAGACGGUUAAGGAGACUAUUCACAUCACCCAGGCUGUGACAGAAACCGUUCACGUAACCCUUUCGGCAUACACCCAGACAGUACACGAGACAGUCCACGUUACUCUGCCACCGCAUGUGUUGACGGUGUCUGAAGUGAUCCACGUCACUGUUACAGAAAUUGCAGAGGCCUGCCGUCAAACGGAGGUAUUCAUACCAAUCAUUCACGAAACCAUUCCCUCGUUAGUUCAUGAGACUAUAGCAGUCCCGCCCAUGGUCCAUAUAACAUCCGUGGCUCCGCCUAUGGUUCACAUAACAUCCACAGCCAUGCACCAUAUUAACGCCACGUCGGUUGCUCCUCCCAUGGUCCAUGAGACCAUUGCAGUUUCUCAAGCGACGGGCCAUGUGGCACCAUCCGGCACGGGUGUAGCAGCAGCCCCGCCGCCCGCAUCAUCUCUAUCAUUAGGAUACAUGAUGCCCCAUGUUGCCCGGCGAUGGCAGGCGUGAGCUCCCCGGUUCGUAGCUUAAUACACUACAAUAGGGGUAUGGAUAUUGAUGGGUUCAGCGGAGUGUGAUUUUGAUAUACGGGGUUAUUUUUGGGUCUUAGAAGAGUUUGGCAAAUGUAGGAAUUUCAUAAUGCUCAAGUGCGGUCUACUUUUCUCUGCGUUUCGGUCUCUUUAGCCUAUGCUUGCAUGGAUUUCACGCAAAUAGGACAAAAACAAUAAGGUACAUUUUGAUAUUUUAAACUGUAUAUUUGACUAAAAAUACCCCGUAUAUCUUCGUAAAGACCUCGGGCUGCUGUAAAUACUCA
Molecule: messenger RNA, 2760 nt
Organism: Daldinia decipiens
Lineage: Eukaryota; Fungi; Ascomycota; Sordariomycetes; Xylariales; Hypoxylaceae
Exons: 2
Coding region: 465-2456 (663 amino acids)
Source: RefSeq, a predicted model, not a curated record